CCUACCUUUCUUGAACAAUUCCUUAGUCCACGUUUUGUCUCAUUUUGUUCAUUCCAUUGUUAUUCUUUUCCAUUUAUUAUUCUUUUCCAUUUAUUAUUCUUUUCUACUAUAGAAAAUUCAUCUAUUAUAGUAUCCAAAAUCUCCAAUAUUGACUACCCCAAGCAAAAGGGUGGAACAGAGGAUGUUUGGUUGGCAUGAAGCGUUAACAGCGGCGAUUUUUGCCGGAGUUACGGUGAUUAUUUUCAUAAUAUUAUUAAUAAUCCGGCGAAAGCGGCUUUGUAAUCAAAGAAAUAUUGAGCUUGAUCAACAACAAGUAGCAGCUGCAACAACAACAACAACAACAACAACAACAACAACAACAACAACAACAACAACAACAACAGAGGCGAAAUCGAUGCCGGUUUUACAAAUAGAAGCAAUAAACAGUAAACGAAGGCUAAGUUCUCAUUUGUUUCAGCGUGGGGCAUCGACAAAGUCUUUCUUUAAGUGGGCUGAUCAUCCAGCAUUAAUCACAGACGCGGCUGAGAACGGAUGGUCACGAUUUGCCUUUACCACCUACGCCUACGUGUCGUCAUUUCCCUGUGUUAAAUCAUCUUUGUUUGCAAGUCUCCGUGUAACAGGGGAUUAUUACAAUUCUAGAGAAAGCACAAGUAGUAAUACGGCUACUAUUAAUCAGGUGGAAGAGAGUUGGGAAAUUGGUUCAGGAUCAAUGGAGUUGAUGCAAAAGAUUUCCUUUAAAAUAAUUAAUGUAAAUACAUCUUCGGCGGCAAAAGCGGCCGUCAGGAUGGCUCUUCCGCUUCCGGGGCCAUCAGUAGUUCAGUCGUUCCCACAGGAGGCGUAUUUCGAGAUAAAUGUUUUGAAUUCAAAUCAAGUUAGUGGCAAGUUUAAGAAUGAAGGGGAAAAAACGAAGCUGCUGAUUGAAAGGAAUGUUUCGUCUUCUGCCAGUGCUAGGAAUAGGAUGAGUAGAAUUCAACAAGGGUUGUUUCAUGUGACCAGUAGCCGUGGGUCUCACUUGCUAGAGGAGUUGAAAACCGGUGUAGCUGCUCGAAGAGGCGGCGGAAGUGGUGUCAACAUGUCUAUAGGACUCAGUGUUGGAGGGUUUUUAACCACUAGGAUGCCGGGAACCUAUCCUGCCUCUAUUGGUUUCAACUCUGAUGGUUCUGUUUUUCUUGCUGGAAUGAAACUAGUGUUUGAAUCUGAAAAAGAAGAUUGGGCUAAAACUGGAAAGGUGAUAGGUUGCGGAUACGAUCCAAGGAAAAAGAAGGUAUACUUGACAGUAGACUCAGAGCUGGUACAUGAGAUACAUUGCACGGCAGAGGAAUUUGGGAUGCCAUUAUACCCAGUCUUAGCUACAAACAUAGACAUAACAGUGCUUGUGAAUUUAGGCCAAAGCAGCUUCAAUUACCCACCUGCAAAUGCACAAAGGACUUCCAAUCCCUGCUUCAUUAGCCCUGUUGUAAAUUCAUCAACAGCAAUGUUGGGUUACGAGGACAGCAGAGAGUUGUUCUCCAUGGGAAGAAUUGAUGCAGAAUGGCUUAGUCAUAGUUCAACAAAUAAAAGUACAGUUAGUUAUAGUAGUGAUGUUUACAGCAACACUAGAAUUAGCAAGAUGGACGACUAUGAGGACGAGCCAGAGGCUGAAUUUAUUGAAAUUGUUUUUGAUAGGACUGGAAACUGACUUGGGAUAAUAUAUGGAAGGAUCACAAAUUCACAA
Molecule: messenger RNA, 1714 nt
Organism: Spinacia oleracea (spinach)
Lineage: Eukaryota; Viridiplantae; Streptophyta; Magnoliopsida; Caryophyllales; Amaranthaceae
Exons: 2
Coding region: 182-1678 (498 amino acids)
Molecular function (GO): protein binding
Source: RefSeq, a predicted model, not a curated record